Messenger RNA from Talaromyces proteolyticus, 848 nucleotides. Its product is annotated as putative U6 small nuclear ribonucleoprotein. Lineage: Eukaryota; Fungi; Ascomycota; Eurotiomycetes; Eurotiales; Trichocomaceae. Gene Ontology annotation, molecular function: RNA binding. The record is from RefSeq and is a predicted model, not a curated record. The coding region runs from base 250 to 540 and encodes 96 amino acids. Gene Ontology annotation, biological process: P-body assembly; mRNA splicing, via spliceosome. The transcript is spliced from 4 exons. Gene Ontology annotation, cellular component: U4/U6 x U5 tri-snRNP complex; catalytic step 2 spliceosome; P-body.
CUUCUCAAUAAAUGUAAGAGAAUUAUGAAGUAUAUUGUAACGUAACAGUAUCGCAUCAUACCAUAUCAAGUCUAGUCGUAUUUAGUAAGUCUUGGCAUUGAUCGGCUUUCACGCCUUAAUACUUGCAAAAUCCCGUCGAGCUGCCCAGAAGCAACGAGCUUCCCCAACUGCUCGCCAUUCUCUAUAUCUCGAUCUUUCAAGCACUCAGAAUACCCCAUUGACGCGAACGAAACACACCUUUAUCGCGCCAUGGCCGACGCAGAGACCGGUGGAGCUUCAGUGUCGGAACCGCUCGACCUUGUGCGGUUGUCGCUGAACGAGAUAGUGUUCGUCAAAUUACGCGGUGAUCGUGAAUUAAAAGGCCGACUUCAUGCAUAUGACAGUCAUUGCAACUUGGUUCUAGGCGACGUUGAGGAAACAGUCUAUGUAGUUGAGGAGGAUGAAAACGAGGAAGAGACAGUCAAGACCCUGAGGAAACAGGAAGAGAUGCUUUUCGUCCGAGGCGACUCCGUCGUCCUCAUUUCGCCGCAGGCAUCGUGAUUGCAAUAUAAUACAGCCAUGGCAGAUAAUCUAGCUCUUGAAUUCAAAAAGUGUUCGCAACCGUUGCGAGGAGGGAACAUCGCCCUUGAUUUUGUAUGAUCCAAGGUCUACAAGCAGCAGUACCAAGUGAGGGAACCGGAUUCCACCAUCUGAAUCGUUCUGGAGGUCACUGGAAACGUACUUGACUUACAAGGUUGGCCAAUAGGCUAGCGUGAGCUGUGAAUAAUAUGCAUAAGAGUCAUACAUGGGAAUAUGACCGAAAAAGCAAGUAGCUACAUUGUAGACAACAAAAAUGAGUCAUCUAUCAA